Messenger RNA from Pediculus humanus corporis (human body louse), 444 nucleotides. RefSeq names its product thioredoxin domain-containing protein 12 precursor, putative. The record is from RefSeq and is a predicted model, not a curated record. NCBI's taxonomy places the organism in Eukaryota, Metazoa, Arthropoda, Insecta, Psocodea, Pediculidae. The transcript is spliced from 2 exons. Bases 1 to 444 code for a protein of 147 amino acids. Gene Ontology annotation, cellular component: endoplasmic reticulum.
AUGGCAUUCAGUAUAAUUAAUUGGAAUCCGAUAAUUCGAAAUUUUUGUUAUUCUCCCGCGUUUAAACAUUGUUUGAUAAAUAAAAAAAAUUUCGGUACGAGUUUAAAAUGGGAAACAACGUUGGAAACGGGUUUGCAAAAAAUAAUAACGAGACAAAAACCCGGAAUGAUAGUAGUACACAAAUCCUGGUGCGGAGCAUGCAGAGGACUUAAACCUAAAUUUGAAUCAUCCAAAGAUAUAACACAUCUGAGCGAAGGUUUCGUUAUGAUAAGCCUUGCAGACGAUAAUCAUCCGAAAGAUGGAAAAUACAUGCCCGACGGUGACUACGUUCCUAGAAUAAUGUUUCUCAAUCCUCAGGGUGUCCUUUUAUUUGACAUUAUCAACGAAGAUGCUGAAAGUAUUGCUAGUAGUAUGAAAAGAGUUUUAAAUAAGUUUCCUGAUUAG